Molecule: messenger RNA, 651 nt
Organism: Odobenus rosmarus divergens (Pacific walrus)
Lineage: Eukaryota; Metazoa; Chordata; Mammalia; Carnivora; Odobenidae
Gene: CD99L2
Product: CD99 molecule-like 2
Exons: 11
Coding region: 1-651 (216 amino acids)
Source: RefSeq, a predicted model, not a curated record
AUGGUGGUCUGGCGCUCGGCGUUCCUCAUCUGCCUCGCUUUCUCCUUGGCCACUCUGGUCCAGAGAGGAUCUGGGGACUCUGAUUUACGUCUGGAGGAUGCAUUGAAAGAAACUUCCUCAGUAAAGCCGAGAUGGAACCAUGGCACCACCACAACUAAGAGGCCAGGAACAACCAGAGCUCCAGCAAAGCCUGCAGAUGAUGAUUUUAACCUGGCUGAUGCCCUGGAUGACCGAAAUGAUCGAGACGAUGGCCGCAGGAAACCGAGUGCAGGAGGAGGAGGUUUUUCAGACAAGGAUCUUGAAGACAUAUUAGGCGGUGGUGAAUACAAACCUGACAAAGGUAGAGGUGAUGGUCGGUAUGGCAGUGACGACUCUGAAUCCGGAGUGUCGGCCGAGGCCAGCACCAUCGCGGGUGUGGCCAGCGCCCUGGCCAUGGCCCUGAUCGGCGCGGUCUCCAGCUACAUCUCCUACCAGCAGAAGAAGUUCUGCUUUAGCAUCCAGCAUGCAGCAGAAGGUCAAGAGGGUCUGAAUGCAGACUACGUGAAGGGAGAGAACCUGGAAGCCGUUGUGUGUGAGGAACCCCAAGUGAAAUACCUGACGCUACAGACGCAGGCCGCGGAGCCGCCGCCCCCCGAAGCGCCCCGGAUCUGA